Molecule: messenger RNA, 1395 nt
Organism: Penicillium alfredii
Lineage: Eukaryota; Fungi; Ascomycota; Eurotiomycetes; Eurotiales; Aspergillaceae
Exons: 2
Coding region: 1-1395 (464 amino acids)
Source: RefSeq, a predicted model, not a curated record
AUGUAUUCGACUCUGACCAUUCAUCCAUCAUGGCUAGCCCUUAUAUCCCUCUGGCUGCUAGCUAACAUUCGAUCAACUACUGCGGCUCCUCAGGACUCCAAUACAACCCCUUCUUCAAAUAGUCCAGCAGCCACGUCUAGUGUUCAUUCGCUGCAAAAUGAAAUCUCUGCGACGCUCAUUCCAAAAAUCGAGUCUCUGCUGAAUACACCAAACAAGAAGAAAGCUCAGGAUACUAUUGACGAGAUUGACAAAGUGAAGCCUGGCGCCGAGGAGCUGCUGCAUAAUAUCAACCCGGAAUCGUCGAGUACGUCCAAUGGCAAAGCUCCUGGCACGGAUCUGAGCAUUACCGUCUCCCAGAUCGAAGACAGCCUGAAAAAAGUCACGUCGGCAGUUCAAAAGAGCAUCAAAAAUCACUUCUCGAACACCAACGACAUUGCAAAUACGUUGUGCGAAAUCACCGAGUUGACGGACACAAGCGAUGAGGAUCUCGAUUCCGGCAGGCCAUGUGGCAUGGGUUGUUCUGUCUGUGAAAACCCGGCUAGCUUUCCUAAAUCAUCAGCGAAGCGAGACGAGAAGAGGGUCUUCUCCAAGCGCCAGCUGCCAACGCCACAAGACGCAAAGUAUGGCGGCAAUGUCGUGGCCUUCUUGAACGAUCAGUCUCGGGGUGCAGACGAGGUGACGUUGGGUGUGCGAACCAGCACGGCGGUCUACCAUGCGCUCAAAAACAAGCCUUAUAAGUUGACGGUGCCGGGUCUGACCGGGUGCACGGUUGUGAUUGUGGCAUCAACCCAGGCUGUGUACAUGUCACACCACUAUGAGGUGCCCGGAUUCAACGGAGUUAACACCGAUCAAGCAGAAGCCCUCAAUCUGCGCAUCGACGACCCCAGAAUGUGGUUUCCUCUUCCUCAACGGGAGUUUGAGGACAGAGUUUUGAAAUGGUUCACCACGGACGGACUCGACAUGCCGAAUCUGAGACAGUAUGCGGGCCCAAAUGGACCAUUUACGGCCCAGGAUAGGACGGCUGCCUAUGUCAUCUACCCCCUCAGUUCAAGAGGAGGAGUGAAGUACGAUUCGGAGUACGAGAACAAAGUGACCCAGAUCAUCAACAAGGUGACGGAGAUCCUAGGCGACCACGUUCAUCCUAUCAGGACCGGCUACAACCGCCUUGGUGCGGGCAAUGUUGCGAAAACUAUCCUCUUUCAUUACGAUCCGGUGCAGAGAUGGCGAGGAAAAGUGCAGGAUGCCAUGUUGCGGAUCUGGGCAGCGGACCGAUCUAUGUACAUUCAUCAGAAAAUGUGGGAGGCUCACCAAAGCCAAAAAGUUCCUCAGACGGGCAGGCGCAAGCGUGGAGAUCUUUCUACGGUGUCUACUGCUACCUCUAUGGCGAGUUUAUAG